UGUAAUUUUGCGAAGCGUAGGCUGGUGCGACGAACUCUUUCCCAGAUUUUCAGGGAGAUCUCCAGCUGCCGGCUGCCGCGGGAGCCCUGACUCACGCUGUCACGCCCAAUCCCAAAACCUAUUUAUAAUCGUGAAAAAAUAAAAAUCAUCUCCGAAUUCAGAGCCUUGUUUUAUUUGGGAUUUUAAAUUUUUGCGUGCACAUAUUAUAGCCUAUAACCUAGGUUACGCGUUGCCGAGGGGGCAGACUCUCCGGCAACUCUACCACAGUCGUCAAUUUCCGAAUUCUUUGUUGGUUCCAGAUGAUGAGCAGAAAAACCAGUAGCAGCUGCGGUAUAUGUGAGUGUUCAAAUCAUGCUUCUAUUUGCGCGGUUUGUGUCAAUUACAGAUUGAAUGAGUACCACAAUGGGUUAAAAUCGUCAAAGAGUCGCCGGGAUUUCUUGUAUGCAAGAUUGAGUGAAGUGCUGGUGGCAAAGGGGAAGGCAGAUGAUCAAACUAAUUGGAGAGUAGUUCACAAUGAUAAGCUUGUGAAAUUGAGGGAGAAGCUUCGUUCUAAUAAAAAGCAACUUGUGCAAGGCAAGGCUAAGAUUGAGAAGAUGUCCCAUGAUAUAAAAGCUAAAUAUGGGGUGCUUGAAUCAGCCCUUUCUACGUUGGGAAAGCAUCGCGUGGAACAACUGGAAAAGUUCUAUCCUAACCUAAUUUCCACUCAGACCUUGGGGCACAUGGCAAUCACUGCUGAACGCCUUCAUAAACAGUCUGUGGUUGUAAAGCAAAUAUGCAAAUUGUUCCCCCUACGUCGGGUGGUCAUAGAUGGUGAAAGAAAAGAUGGAUCUACUGGUCAAUAUGAUCAAAUUUGCAAUGUACGAUUACCAAGAGGACUUGAUCCUCACUCUGUUGUGUCAGAAGAGCUUGCUGCAUCUCUGGGAUACAUGGUGCAACUUCUGAAUCUUGUUGCUCAAAACUUGGCUGCUCCAGUUCUUCAUAACUCUGGUUUUGCAGGUUCUUGCUCUCGAAUAUGGCAACGAGAUUCUUAUUGGGAUGCGUGCCCAUCAUCUAGAAGCAAUGAAUACCCCCUUUUUAUACCACGCCAAAUUUAUUGUUCUGCUAGUGGGGAAAAUUCAUUGUCCGAUAGAAGCUCCAAUAAUUUUGGUGUUGCUUCAAUGGAAUCUGAGAGGAAGCCACGCCUGGAUUCUUCUGGUGGUAGUAGCUUUAAUUAUUCUUCUGCUUCUGUGCAUUCUGUUGAAACACACAAGGACUUGCAGAAAGGGAUUUCACUUCUCAAGAAAAGCGUGGCAUGCAUUACGGCAUACUCUUUUAAUUCACUAUGUUUGGAUGUCCCAUCUGACACAUCUACUUUUGAAGCAUUUGCAAAGUUAUUGGCCAAACUGUCUUCGUCCAAGGAAGUUCGAUCUGUUUUCUCUGUAAAAAUGGCUUGUUCGAGGUCAUCUAAACAAGUUGAGCAAUUGAAAAAAUCUGUAUGGAAUGUGAAUUCUGCCAUUUCCUCAACCACUCUAUUGGAAAGUGCACAUACACGGCCUACUAUGAGAAACAUUUCUGAUAACCUUCCAAAUUCUGCUGCCAGUUUUCUAUAUGCCACCGAGUUGUCUGAUGUUGGAAGGAACGAAUGCCUCAUUGAUGGAUGGGAUAUUGUGGAGCAUCCCACUUUUCCUCCUCCUCCAUCACAAACUGAGGAUAUUGAGCACUGGACUCGAGCCAUGUUCAUUGAUGCUACAAAGAAAUGAUCUACUUUAUGUACAGGGAAGAAGACGCCCAACAAGAGCUGAAGAUGGCAUGGAGGGCCAACCUGCAAAACUUCAGUAACAUGUUUGGCCUUUAUCCUUUUACCUGUAAAUAGAGAGAGUAUUCAAUAGCAUGUAUAUAUGACCACUAUUGAAACUCAUUCAUGAUUAUCUUUGUUGCCCAGUUAUACUCUGCA
Messenger RNA from Juglans regia (Persian walnut), 1933 nucleotides. RefSeq lists its product as uncharacterized. Gene Ontology annotation, molecular function: SNARE binding. The record is from RefSeq and is a predicted model, not a curated record. Gene Ontology annotation, cellular component: endosome; lytic vacuole. The transcript has 14 exons. Lineage: Eukaryota; Viridiplantae; Streptophyta; Magnoliopsida; Fagales; Juglandaceae. Gene Ontology annotation, biological process: SNARE complex assembly. The coding region runs from base 300 to 1739 and encodes 479 amino acids.